Molecule: messenger RNA, 3548 nt
Organism: Notolabrus celidotus (New Zealand spotty)
Lineage: Eukaryota; Metazoa; Chordata; Actinopteri; Labriformes; Labridae
Product: transcriptional repressor p66 alpha-like
Exons: 11
Coding region: 281-2476 (731 amino acids)
Biological process (GO): negative regulation of transcription by RNA polymerase II
Cellular component (GO): NuRD complex
Molecular function (GO): sequence-specific DNA binding
Source: RefSeq, a predicted model, not a curated record
ACUUUGACUUUGGUUCAGCCGUUGGUCAGAUAAGAUCCGGUUUCUCUCCAGCUGAAGUGGCUUCGUGUUUUUGUUUGUGCGAUGCAGCUAAUGCUAACUAAUAACGCGGUGUCAAUAAUGACAAAAAGCCGGCUUUCUGCACAUGUAGUGUGGGCUGGCUUUAGUUUUUAAAGGGCUGAGGGUGCUUUGGAUGGUGUGCUGGGCGGUGUAACGUUAAUGGUGGACGCUUCUGCCAGCUUUAAGCCCCCCUUGGCACCAGUGUUGGUUCUGCUAUCUGGGGAUGUCUGAGGAGGUUGUCCGCCAGACACGCAGCCAGAAGAGGGCACUGGUGAAAGAGGUUGCUCCUCAGUCCAUGGAACCAACGGAUGAUGACAACGAAACUAAAAAGCCUAAAUUGGACUCAGAAGCUGAACCCACAACACCGACACAAACCAAACCUAAUCCUGAAGCAGUACUUGCACAGGACGAUGAAAACAUGACUCGGGACGAAUCAGAAUCCGAGAAGGAGCAAAGCCCAUCACCGUUAUCGUUAGUGUCACCUCUGGCCUCUGAGCCGGUGAAGGAUGAUCAGAUGCAGAACCAGAGACAUCAGACAGUUGAACCUGGCUCUGAUUAUCGGACUGACAGCAGUGACAGAGCCAGCAGGGCGAAGACAGAGCCGGCUAUGGAUACAAAGAGUCAGGUCCGACUGACGGAGCCUAAAGUUGCCAGUGGCAUGCUGGCUGCAGGCGAGGUGAAGGCCACCAUCAAAGUGGAAGUUCAGACAGGAGAGCAGCCCGUGGAUAUGAGCACAUCCAGAGGGAGUAUAAAAAGAGAGAAGCGCCCCCCAUCCCCUGAAGAUGACGAUGUCAUCAUCCUGUCAGAUAAUGACUCCCCGAGUCCACCGAUGAACGGCUUGAGUCACUUUAAGGAGCUCGACACAGACUUGCUCAUGAAGAGCAGUCCAGCUGAGAGGGAGCACAUCAUAAAGCAGCUGAAGGAGGAGCUGAGACUGGAGGAGGCCAAGCUGGUGCUGCUGAAGAAACUUCGACAGAGCCAGAUACAGAGGGACACGGUCCAAAAGUCCUCUGGUCUGUCUGGCUCCUCUGCUCCGCCUCCGUUGAUUCGUGGUACAAUUACAAGCAAUAAAGGCUCCCAGCAGAUUAUGACAGCAAGGAGUACAGGCACGGUCAUACCUCCGCCUUUGGUAAGAGGAGGGCAUCUGGUGUCAUCCAAACAUGGCUCCCACAUCAUAAUGCCACCUCUGGUGAGAGGGGCACAGCAGAUCCAGGCUCUCCGCCAGCAACAGCAGCAGCAGUUGGCUGCCUCUGGAGGCUCAGGACCCCCUCCUCUGCUGAUGGGUCCAAAGACAUCGGCCCCUGCAGGCCAGGGCCACAGGGGAAUGAUCCAGCCAGGUUUCAUCAGAGUUGGCAGUAGUGCAAGCACACUGGGCUCGCCAUCAAGCUUAAAGGGCUCUUCCUCAGGAAGCACCGGCCUGUCUAUGGUUAGUAUGAAUGACUCUCCAGCCAGUCGCCAAGCAGCAGCUAAACUUGCCCUGCGUAAACAACUGGAGAAGACCCUUCUGGAGAUACCCCCUCCUAAACCGCCUGCCCCAGAGUUUAACUUCCUACCCUCUGCAGCCAAUAAUGAGUUCAUCUACCUGGUGGGAUUGGAGGAAGUGGUACAGAAUCUGCUGGACACCAUCCACAGAGGAAAGACAGGUGUUUCGGCGUCCAAGCCCAGUGUCAAAGACCCCUAUAUCUGCACCCAGUGCAACACUGACUUCACUAGCCGCUGGAGGCAGGACAAGACAAAAGGCGGGGCAGUCCUCUGUGAACAAUGCAUGUCAUCCAAUCAGAAAAAGGCUUUGAAAGCUGAACAUACCAGCAGGCUGAAAGCAGCGUUUGUCAAAGCACUUCAACAAGAGCAGGAAAUAGAGCAGCAUAUUAUUCCUCAUACAUCCUCAUCAUCAUCACUGAAAGCAGAGCAGCUGGUCUCUCAGCAGCUGAAGCAGGCUCACGCUAGAGCGGCCUCCCUCCAGCACCACCACCAGGCCAGCCGGGGUACCAACAUUCUUCACCAUCACUCCAUCAAGCAGAGCUCCCAGGGCCACCUGUCCCACGGUGUCUCGUCACUAGGGGUGAGGGGCGUCCCCCACUCCUUCUCCUCCUCCUCCCAGCUGCAGAGUGCAGUGGCGGCCGCGGCUUUGGUUAGCCGGCCAGGUAAGCACGCCAAUGUUUCCCACCGCUCUGUCCAGAGUUCAAAGGUGAGCAGCAGUGGGAUCGGCGGCGGCCGGAAUGUCAGCGGAGGUAGUUCCUCAUCCACUGCAUGGAAGAAGCAGAGCAACAGCAACACAGGAGUCACCAUGGCCUACGUGAACCCCAGCCUGACAGGUCAUAAGACGUCUGCUACUGUUGAUGCUCGUCAGAGGGAGUACCUGCUGGACAUGAUCCCCUCCCGCUCGUCAAUCUCACAGACUGCGAACACAUGGAAAUAAUGUCAACUGUAGUCUUCUUUCAUUGUUAGUUUUUGUACAGGUUCCCCAACUUUGAUAAGUUGGUCAAUAGCUACCCCCGGAGGACUGUUAAGCAAAUACAAUCUCCUAAAGUGAAGAAAUGUUUCUUCCUUACAUUUGUUAUGAUUGUUGUUUUAGUUUUCUUAUUUCUUGUUGUUUAUUUUGGGAUUCACUGUUCUCUGGUAAUUGUGCAAAAACUUUUUUUAAUUUGAGUGGGGCUAAAAAAAUCCAAUACUUGAAGGGCUUCCCCUGGUGUACCCAUGUUCUCCAGACUGGGUGGUUAAAUUUUGUGCAAGAGGUUAUAUCUGCAUUGAGUGCUUUGGUAUAGUAUGAGUACUCUGUUUAAGUCCUUUCUGCCAUGAUGUGGGUCAAACUGACACAUCUUUCUACACUUGAAUGGUUAUAGUCACGCCCAAGAAUUCAUAUUUAACAAAGUACACAUUUGUUAUAAGCAAAAAAAAAAACUAUUUGUAAAGUUUGAGUUCAACAUCCUUGUCAUUAUGUUAGGCUUUUUUUAAAGUAAGUUAUUUUUGAUUUUUUUUUUUUUGUUGACUGAUUUUUAAGAUCACUCAAAAUAUUGUGGUUUCACAAAUUAGUUUACUCUAGCUUUUUCUUUUUCUUGUUCAACAGCAUGCCAACUUUGAACCCCUCCAUUCAUGUUGCACCUUAGCUGAAAAAGCAUGGUGUCAUUGCUUAAUUCAUCUGUAAUUACCAUUUGUAAUGAGCUUAUUUUAUAUUGUCAACAUUACAAGAUUAUUUUGAGGGUCAAGUCAAUGCUCACAAAAUUCAAACUCUGAAUUUGUCACACUGGGGCUGGAGAUCUUGAUUCUGUUUUAUUCAACUAUAAUCCCCGCUAUAUGCUGAGUAUAUUUGUUUAGAAAGGAAAUCUUACCCAGUUACCAAGACCCUGAAACACAACCGUCAUGAUCCAUAUCCUCGCCAUAUUGCAUAAUUUCUCUGCUCUUCACUGCAUUGUACAAACUUGUGUUUAAGUUUAUUUGGUUUACUUUUUUCCUAGCUCCCAAUGACAUAAUAAAAAAAUAUACAUUUUAAA